Molecule: messenger RNA, 1662 nt
Organism: Australozyma saopauloensis
Lineage: Eukaryota; Fungi; Ascomycota; Pichiomycetes; Serinales; Metschnikowiaceae
Gene: PCK1
Product: phosphoenolpyruvate carboxykinase
Exons: 1
Coding region: 1-1662 (553 amino acids)
Biological process (GO): gluconeogenesis
Cellular component (GO): cytosol
Molecular function (GO): ATP binding; phosphoenolpyruvate carboxykinase (ATP) activity
Source: RefSeq, a predicted model, not a curated record
AUGGUACCACCUACUGCUGUUGAAUCGUCGCUUAAUUUCGCCGGCCACCCAUCCAUUAAAACCGUUGAGGACCCACUUGUUGAGCAAUUGUCCCUCAAUCAAGAUGUCACUAUCAGACACAACGCUCCUCCUCCAACCUUGUACGAGGACGGUUUGUUGGAGAAGGGUACCACCAUCUCUUCCACCGGUGCCUUGAUGGCCUACUCUGGUGAGAAGACCGGUAGAUCUCCAAAGGACAAGAGAAUUGUCGAUGAGGAGACCUCCACCCACAACAUUUGGUGGGGACCCGUUAACAAGCAGGUCGACGAGUUGACCUGGAAGAUUUCCAGAUCCAGAGCUCUCGACUACUUGAGAACCAGAGAGAAGUUGUUCGUUGUUGAUGCUUUCGCUGGUUGGGACCCAAGAUACAGAAUCAAGGUCAGAAUCGUGUGUGCCAGAGCUUACCACGCUUUGUUCAUGACCAACAUGUUGAUCAGACCAACCGCCGAGGAGCUCGAGAACUUCGGUGAGCCAGACUUCACCAUCUACAACGCUGGUCAAUUCCCUGCCAACAUCCACACCAAGGGUAUGACUUCCACCACUUCCGUCGAGAUUAACUUCAAGGCUAUGGAGAUGGUCAUCUUGGGUACUGAGUACGCCGGUGAGAUGAAGAAGGGUAUCUUCACUGUUAUGUUCUACUUGAUGCCAAUCAAGCACCAAGUCUUGACCUUGCACUCCUCUUGUAACCAAGGUACUGAGAAGGGUGACGUCACCUUGUUCUUCGGUUUGUCCGGUACUGGUAAGACCACCUUGUCUGCCGACCCUAACCGUAAGUUGAUCGGUGACGACGAGCACUGUUGGUCCGACAACGGUGUUUUCAACAUCGAGGGUGGCUGUUACGCCAAGUGUUUGGACUUGUCUGCCGAGAAGGAGCCAGAGAUCUUCAACUCGAUCAAGUUCGGUGCCAUCUUGGAGAACGUUGUCUACGACCAAUACUCCAAGGUCGUCAACUACGAGGACUCUGCCAUCACCGAGAACACCAGAUGUGCCUACCCAAUUGACUUCAUCCCAUCCGCCAAGAUCCCAUGUUUGGCUGACACUCACCCAACCAACAUCAUCUUGUUGACCUGUGAUGCCAGCGGUGUCUUGCCUCCAGUUUCUAAGUUGUCCAACGCUCAAGUUAUGUACCACUUUAUCUCUGGUUACACCUCUAAGAUGGCUGGUACCGAGGAGGGUGUCACCGAGCCACAAGCCACUUUCUCUGCUUGUUUCGGUCAACCAUUCUUGGUCUUGCACCCAAUGAAGUACGCUCAACAAUUGUCUGACAAGAUCUCCCAACACAACGCCAACGCUUGGUUGUUGAACACCGGUUGGGUUGGUGCCUCUGCUGCCAGAGGUGGUAAGAGAUGUUCUCUUAAAUACACCAGAGCCAUCUUGGACGCCAUCCACAACGGCACCUUGUCUCAAGUCGAGUACGACACUUUCCCAACCUUCAACUUGAACAUUCCAAAGACCUGCCCAGGUGUUCCAGACGAGAUCUUGAACCCAACCAAGGCUUGGAGCGAGGGUGUUGCUUCUUUCGAGAAGGAGACUCAAUCCUUGGCUUCUAAGUUUGCUUCCAACUUCGAGAAGUACGCCGACCAAGCUACUUCUGAGGUCAAGGCUGCUGGCCCUCAAGUCUAA